CAUUAUUACAGGGCAAGCAAAAUGGCCUCAGCAAUGAUGCCAUCUGAUCUAAUAAACCUAGAACAAUGGGUAUCAAAGCGUCUGUGUAUUUCUGGGGGAAGCCUCUACCUGAUUGCUCUAAAGGAUGCCAUGGACCAUGACAACGUGAUGCUGGAAAUGUCAUUGACCUCUCUUCAAGGAUUCUUAAAGAAGUCUCCUCACCAAAUGUUCAGACUGGACGAAGAUACCACACAUGAUAAGUGCACUGUCAGGAUAAAGACGGAUGCAGUUUUGUGUGAUCAGUUCAACCCCAAGAAUAGCGAUGGCUGUCAAGGUUGUGAGGAUUUUCAUCUCUGUGAGCACUUUAUCUCAGUGGGAUGUAAGCGUGGUAAGAAGUGUUUCUGGCCACAUCAGCUCUGGGGUUUACCACACAAUGAGAAAGUCAUGAGAUUAAAUGGAUUGGACCACCUUCAGGAUAACCAUGUAAUACAGAUAUUAAAGCAAAGCUGGGUUGAUAUCACUGUACCAGAUGUAUGCAUGUUCUACAACAGCCCCAAGGGAUGUGAUGUAAACAAGUGUAAAUUUCUACACGUUUGUAGUUAUUACAUUACAGGAGAUUGCAGAUUCAACACACAGUGUCGAAACUCACAUAUUAUCAACGAUAAGCAGCCAAUGACAGUAUGGGAAGAGUAUAAUAUCGAUGCUGCCUCAAUGAGUCCAGGAGAGUUGCUUCGCAUGGUCCGGGAGAAAAAGCAAAUAGAACAUGUAGAGGUGAUGGAAAAGCAACCUCUACUCCCAAACAUCUGUAUACAUUACAACCGGAGAUCCUGCAAAAAUGGAGUAACCUGUCCCUUUUUUCAUGUCUGUGGAUCCUUUGUUAGAGGAGAAUGCAACGAUGAAUGCAAAAUCUCACAUGAUGUUAAAAAUCCAAAUGCUUUGCAAGUGUGGCAGAAAUGUAAGGUUGAUGCAAGAAACAAGACUACACAAGAACUGGUUUCCAUGAUUCGGGGUCAAAAAAAGAUGGACGGAGAAUAUAUGAUCCAACGAAGAAGACUUACUUCCCUUGGAGAAGCACCUGAGGAAAAACAAGACAAGAAUGAGAUGUCUCAAGAAAACAUAGGUUCUGGCAACAAUUCCGCUCUGUCAUGGCCGUCUUGUGGUGUUUGUAUUGUUUGUUGUUUGUUUGUUUGUUGGGGUGUUGGGGUGUUGCAUAAGCAGCCAGCUGACCCAAGUGAUAACUUUGUCCUGUGCGAGGUUCAACCUGAUGUUCAUAAUGCUGAGUAUGACAUGGUGCUGGAGCACUUUGCUGCCACUAUGGAUAAAAGGUUGAUCAUAAAGAUAGAAAGAGUACAGAACACCGAAGCCUGGGAUGAGUUUGUGAGGAAGCGAGAUAAAAUGGAGGAGAACCACAAAGACCACAACAUUGUCAAAGAAGAACUUAUCUUCCAUGGCACAAGAAAGGCUUUCAUUAAAGCAAUCUGCCAGCAGAACUUUGAUCCUCGAGUUAGCGGCUCCAAUGUGGGUACAAAGUACGGUCAAGGCAGCUACUUUAGUAAGACCUCUGUGUACUCGGACUGCUAUGCUGGAGAGACAGACAAAGGUACAAAACAAUUGUUUCUGGUUCGAGUCCUAGUUGAAUCCUACACUCUUGGAAAUCCAUCGUACAGGCAACCACCCUUCAAAGAUGCAUCCAAACUUAGCGGUCCAAUGUUCGACUCUUGCAUGGAUAGCCUCACCAAUCCAAUGAUUUUUGUCACUUUUGAUUUGUGUCAAGUCUGUCCUGAGUACAUGAUUACUUACAAAAGGAAAUGAGACACUGUCUGUAAUGCAAGCGUCAUCUUGGUCUAAUUUAAUAACAGACCCAUCUUUUGUAAAUCUCCACAAGGUUUUUUAUCCUCCAUUUUAUGUGAACAGCUUCUCAGCAAUUGUAAUCAGAUAACUUAGAUAAUGGCAUAUUGUAAUGAAAUCGAGUGUCUUAUAGUUAUAAUUGUACAUCUAUGCAAAUUGUAGUUGAGCUAUUAAAAUACAGACCUGAUAGUUUACCUGAAGAAAACCAGGCCUGACGUUGUUAAAUAGCCUUAAAAGACUACUACAAACCAUGUGUACAUGUAGUUCAGCAAUUGUGUACUCGAUAAAAUUGUUCCUUUUUCCCCAAGGGGUCAAAUGUCAUGCCUGGUUAACUUCACUUUGCCUGAUUAUGUAGAUCCUGAAAUAAUAAUUAGGUUGAGAUGUUCAAAAAUAACUUCAAGAGCUGUGUCAACAGUAAAUAGUUUAUGCGCCCAGGUGAUUUUAGCCAAAGUUUUGAUAUACAACAAAACACCACAUUUGUGUUUUUCAAAUUGUAAAUAAUUUGGCUGUUAUUGCGAACACUCUUCCAAGGGGUGAAUGAUUUACAAGGAACACUCAAGGCAUGAUAUAUACUGAUAAUUGAAUUUUGAUCUUCCUGAUCAUUUUGGCAAACUAGCAAUAAAUUUAAAUGUUGCACUAUUCAA
Molecule: messenger RNA, 2471 nt
Organism: Asterias rubens (European starfish)
Lineage: Eukaryota; Metazoa; Echinodermata; Asteroidea; Forcipulatida; Asteriidae
Product: protein mono-ADP-ribosyltransferase PARP12-like
Exons: 9
Coding region: 22-1791 (589 amino acids)
Molecular function (GO): metal ion binding; NAD+ poly-ADP-ribosyltransferase activity
Source: RefSeq, a predicted model, not a curated record